GCCGCCCCAGCGCGGAGCGGAGCGCGGCCCCGCACCCGCGGCCCUCCCGGAGGCCCGGCCCGGCUGCCGCGGCCGGCUUUCCUCCUUCCCGGGCUGCGUGAAACGCCCUUUUCCAGAGCACUGAGGGCGCAGACCCCGCGGGCGGGUAGAAGGAGGGCCCUGGGCUCACGGGCGAAGCCCCGGAGAGGGGCAGAGCCGGGAGCAGCCUCCCACGGCAUCGGGGCCUCGGAGCCCUCUCCUCCAUCCCCGAGCGCCGCCGGCGGCUGGGCCAUCAUGGCAACCUCUCCCCAGAAGUCCCCUUCUUCUCCCAAGUCCCCCACUCCUAAGUCCCCCCCGUCCAGAAAGAAAGAUGACUCCUUCCUCGGCAAGCUCGGCGGCACGCUGGCGAGGAGGAAAAAAGCCAAAGAAGUAUCUGAAUUACAGGAAGAAGGAAUAAAUGCCAUUAACUUACCUCUCAGUCCAAUUCCAUUCGAACUAGACCCUGAAGACACUAUGCUAGAGGAGAAUGAAGUCCGAACAAUGGUUGAUCCAAAUUCAAGAAAUGACCCCAAAUUACAAGAACUAAUGAAGGUAUUAAUUGACUGGAUUAAUGAUGUGUUGGUAGGAGAGAGGAUUAUUGUGAAAGACUUGGCUGAAGACCUGUAUGAUGGACAAGUAUUGCAGAAAUUAUUUGAGAAACUUGAAAGUGAGAAGCUGAAUGUUGCUGAAGUUACUCAGUCUGAAAUUGCUCAGAAACAGAAGCUACAGACAGUGCUUGAAAAGAUCAACGAAACCCUUAAACUCCCUCCAAGAAGCAUUAAAUGGAACGUUGACUCUGUCCAUGCUAAAAGUCUUGUAGCAAUACUUCAUCUUCUGGUUGCAUUAUCACAGUAUUUUCGAGCACCGAUCAGACUGCCAGAUCACGUGUCCAUUCAGGUGGUUGUUGUGCAGAAACGAGAAGGAAUCCUCCAGUCUCGACAAAUCCAAGAGGAAAUAACUGGUAACACUGAGGCAUUAUCAGGAAGGCAUGAAAGAGAUGCAUUUGACACUUUAUUUGACCAUGCUCCAGACAAGCUCAAUGUAGUGAAAAAGACUCUCAUCACUUUUGUGAACAAGCAUCUGAAUAAAUUGAAUUUGGAGGUCACUGAACUGGAGACCCAGUUUGCAGAUGGUGUGUACUUAGUCCUGCUAAUGGGUCUUCUAGAAGGCUAUUUUGUUCCUCUGCACAGCUUUUUCUUGACUCCUGAUAGUUUUGAACAAAAGGUCCUCAAUGUAUCCUUUGCAUUCGAGCUAAUGCAAGAUGGUGGACUGGAAAAACCAAAGCCAAGACCAGAAGAUAUUGUAAAUUGCGACUUGAAGUCUACAUUGAGAGUACUGUACAACUUGUUUACCAAAUACAGGAAUGUGGAAUGAAGAAUUGAUUUGUGUGAAAGGAGUGUCAACAAAGAAAGCAUCAUAACUGGCAUAUUUUUCAUCGGUAUUCCUCUGCAUCUUUAUCCUAAAAGGAACUAAACCAUUUAUCUGAAGAAUUUUUUAAUUGAUUAUUCUUGCACUACUAUUUUCAUAGUAGAUUUAAAACUAAUAUAACUUAUGAAGAAGAAAGGUUUCGAGAAAGGUAUUUGGGUAUAUUCUGGGAGAAUUAAUGUCUCAAUAAUAACUGCCUUCACACUGUUUUGUGGUAGGUGUAACAACAAUGAAAAAAAAUAUUUAGUAGCUUUAAUUCAAAUCAGUCUUUGGAGCCAAUCAUAGGAAGAUUCUGUACUGAGUAUCUAUUUUAGUAUUUUUUACAUAUAUCUUUUCUAAUCUGGGGAGGGGAAGAAUAUUUUCCAUCCUUGAUGGAGGUUGCAUUCUAGUUAUGAGAAAUGUGCAUGGGGAGAAACAGUUAAACACUCUUGCUCACAUCACAGCUAAAAAGAAGAGACUUUCUCAAGUGCUUAACCUGAUUAAUUUAUAUUUCCAGUGCUAUUAGGCUUGAGUUUUAUGGGUACAAACUGUGUAGUGGCUACUCAUUCCUUCAGACUUAUUAUAAUGUGUUACUUUGCUUUAAAUGUGUUGUUGAGCAUUCCGCAUAAGCACACUUUGCAGUUGGUCACUUAGUUUUGUUCAAGGAAGAGAUCUUUUUUGCAAAGUACACGUCAGAAAAACACACCUGUACAGUACAGUUUCCCUAUAAUAAUGGUAUUAUUAGAUAUUAUUAGACAGUAAAAGAAUGGCUUCUUUUUCUUUUAGUAGUUUAAACACAUGAUUACCAGAUUGCAAGUUUAGAUUUAUUGCUAAAUAGGAUUUAGAAUUUGUCCCUUUGGUUGAUUUUAUGAUGAAUGUAUUUUGCUGCAUUAUGUCCAACACAAAAAAAGAAUAAUAAUUUUCUAGAAACAUUGCUGUAGCAUUUCAGGUACAAAAGCACUGCUUUACUUUUACCUAAUCAUCACCAAGUGUAAGCUGUAACCUGUUUGGUUUUAGCUUUAAAAAAGACACAAAAGAGAAAUGGGAGUUGAUCAACCACUAGUUAAAUUUCCAUAAAGAAGCUGAUGGAGACUGCCUGAGUCAUCAAAACCUGCACUGGCAUAAGUUGAAGAGUAAAUUAAUCACUUGCUAGAAGUCUUGAUGUUAGUAUUAGAUACCUUUCUAAAUGAAGUGUUCUGAUGCAAUCAAGAUUCUUGGGAUCCUGGGUUACACAGUAAGGAAAAAAAUCCUUAGGCAGAAAUUACUGGACAACUAUUUAGAAAUCUUUGGACUGCUUAGUGCAGGAAGGAGACUUGUUAAUAGUCAUCCAAUUAUGGCAGAACUGGUAUAAGUAGAAGGGAAAGCAAUCUGUCAGCUCUUGAGUCUGUUCAUCUGAAGAAAUGCAGUGCUGGCAAGAACAGUCAGUAACAGCUAUACGUUACUUUUAUAUAAAGCAUUACAUGCUUUUCAUUUUUCCAGUGCUUUUUUUUUUUUUUUUUUUUAAAUGGUAGAGUUUUCCAGUGCAACAUUAGCAUAAAGGAAAGACAAGCAAUUACAUUAUAUCUUUGAUGAACACUAACUGAUGUUUAAUAACAUGUUGAUACUGGCUUCUGCUGGGGAGCUACAGAAAUUAUUCUUCUGAGAAGUAAAUAUCAACUUUUGCAAAGGAAAGUCAGCAUUUAAUUCAGAGGAGAAUACCUGGAUGUUCUCUGAACUUAGAAAAUAUUAUCUGAUUGAUAUAAGCAUUCUAAAUACCUUUGUUAAAAUAUUUUGUUACCUCUAUAUUUUUAACUGAGUUACUGAAAUUAGAGGUACAGGAAAUAACAAUUAUUUGCCUUUUACAGAGGGAAAUAACCGGACAUUUUGACCUCCAUGAAAAUGAACAUGUUUUCAUUGUAUCUUUAAUAUCUAAGAAGCUAAACGAUAGGAAUUAAUCAAGCAUUUUUUGAGCAAACUGGGACAGAACUUCUCAUGCAUAUACCAGCAGCAAUUUCAGCUUAUUUUAAUGUGUAACAUGUAAGUUUUUCAUUUGCACACCUAGAUUGUAAUAAUUGUAAUAGUUAAUUUAAAAAUGUAUGAUGUUUUUUCUGCAGACCAUGCUCAGCUGAAACACUCAUUUACAUCUCAAGAAUGCCAAAAUGGUUUGGUUGCCCAUGUUUUCAGGAGUGCACUUUCAUUAAAGAGGAUAUUUAUAUUUGUAAAGGAAAAAGGUUAGGAACAGUGAAACUGUUUUUUGCCUGGACUUGAAAAUAAGUAUUCCUGUGCUAUAUUGAUAUAACAUUAUUGGAGAUUCUGGUCAGACUUCGUUUUCCAUCCUUAAAAAACAUAAAGCUGAGAUAGAAUGAUGAAAUCCUCAUACAGAAAUGCAAUUAUGCACCACCAUAGAAACAUUUAAACAAUAUCCAACCUUACACAAUUAUCUGUCCUAUGGUAAGAAUUUAUGUAAAUUAAAAUCUGCUAUAUAAACAAGAGUGUCCUAUGUAGAUAUAGACCCAUGAGAUAGUUUUAACACCUUCACAAAAAUAGCAUAUGCUGCCAUGUAGGAGUGAGUCACUGCUUAUAUUUUUGACAGUGUAGAUUUAUAUAGCUAUCAGAUAAAUAUGAAAUCUAAUAUACAGAUUAUAUCUAAUAUUUAUUGCUUUAAUACAGAAUAUUAUAGAAAUAUAGAAUACUACUGUAGACAGUUUGCUCUUUAGCAAUCAGUGGAGGCCAGCACCUUCCUUCAGCGAAGUGAAAUGAUAAGUUAGCUGGGCCAAAUUCUGCUGACACCUAUGAUGCUUUUAUUCUUGAUACACAGCAAUGUAUUCUGAUGUACAGCUGAAUGCAGAAUUUUCGCACUGUUUAUAUCACAAUAGAAGUUGUUUAAGUUUUAGCUCAAUCCUGAUUUUAUUUAUAAUUACUUUAAAUGAUUAAAUAGAUCCAAAUCAAUGGAUUUAGCAAACAGUCACUUGGAGAAGCCAGUUUCUCUGCUGGUCCCAGAGGGAGCCUCUGAUCUCAAGGCUGCUGUCUCAGCACUUUGGCUAGGUUUCUAAAGCCAGGUAGAAUGAAUCCAAGCCACUGCUUUAAGAUCUCAUGGUGGUAUGUGGAUUUCAUCCAAUGGACCAAUGUGCUUGUCUGUUGUGCUCUGUCACAUGAAGGCCGACAGGUAGCUGACUCCACUGAAAACUGGCAGAUUAGCCUGCCUUGAGUAACAAACAGUCAGUAAACAUUUCUGCUGCUGGGGCAUUAUGAAACUGCCAAAAGAACAGAGUUUUUUGUGCUUCUCUGACUUCUAAUCCAUCCAUUGCAUCCAACAAUAUGGUAUCCAGAUUUGUUUUGUGGUUGGAGAUAGGCAUCCUUUUGCUAUUGAUGGAUCCUGGCAUGCUCUGUCAACCACAUAAAACUGUUUUUUUCAAAGAGGAGCUACAGAUUCUUAAGAGUAUGUCAAAAAGAUGUUGUCAAAAUAAUUAUCUAAAAUCCUAAUAUCUUGAGGACAACUUCUUUCAAAUUUCUUUCCCAGCUGACUGGUAUUUAGUUCUCAUAAAGAACAGGUCCUAGAAAAAAGGUAUUGUAGGAAUCUUUGCAAAAUUUUACCUGAGACACAUGUAUAAAGUCCAGAAUUGGAUUGCUCUGUAUUUCCAAUGGAGUACAGAUGUACCAAGUUUCUUAUUAAAUGAGCUGACUGCAGAAUAUCUAGUUCUUUGCAUUUCUUAGUCAGUAGAUACUUUCCUGUUUUAGGGGGGCAGCAGUCCUGCCCUUGCAGCUACAGAGUUCAGGAAUUCAAGUGGGCCAGUGAGUGCUGGAAUAGGGUCCUAAUCUACUUCAAUUGACUGUGGACCAGGUUGGUGAUUGGCGUAUCUCCAUGUAAACCAGGGGCAUUAAAUCAACAGAGCAUUUGUUCCUUUCUGUUUUGCAGAGGGUUACAGUACUUGGCAAUAGUUUACAUUCAGGUGGACUAUAUUGAUUGAGGCAAAUGCUACUUGGUUGACUUUUGUUCUUAUUUUCAUAAACUAUGUUUUUAAAUUAAUGUUUCAGAUUAAUUUAGAAGACACCUUGCCACAAGCCACAGUGUUGUAAAGCAGAACGGCUUUUAAAAGUAUGAGUUUUAUUUCAUUAGAGAAAGAUAUACAUGAUAUUUAAUAUACUAGAUACUAGCUUUAGGUCUAUUUUUUGUUAUUCCUGUCUUCCUAUCAAAACAGCCUUCAUGAAUGGCCUGUGUGUGUGCCAAGCACCCAAGGAGAGAACAGUGCCUUGAAAACCUCUUGCAAGAUUUUCUACACUGUUGCCUAAUAGAUUUUUGACAUUUUACUAUAAGAAUUAGUGUGGGUCAUCUCUUUACAGUUAAAGUACAAGUCUAAGAAAUCCUACGUAGAAAGUUGUAUUUAAAGUAAGGUAUUUUGUUUUGAUGUAUCAUAUGAAAAAUGGAGAUAGCAGCACCAAAAUUCCAAAAUUGUGUAUACCUCAGCAUCCACAGAUUUUCCAAAGAGGUUUUGAGUCAUUUAACAUUUACUAGGACUAAUUUUAUGUAUUUUGACAAUAUUUUCUGUGUUACUAUUUAUUUUUGCAAUAUUGAGAUUUUCUUUUCUGUCUAACAGUUUAAUACUAGACACUCUGAAACAAUGUUAGUGUCAUUGAAAUAUUUGGUUCUCAAUUUCAAUAUCAAACUACUUAAGAAAAAAGAAUAUUUGCAAAACUUGCUUCUUAACGUGUAUCUGAAAAUAAUGGUUAGUUUAAAUUAAGUUGCAUUGCCUUUAACUGCAGAGUUAGCUUUCACAGAAUAUGUUUUAUGUAAUCUGUAAGAGACACUCUAUUGCUGAUUUUUUCUUGUUCUUUUUCUGAAAGUUUUCUUAUGAUCCACAAUAAAAUUUGUACCUGAAAAUCAACACUGUAUGUUGUUGUUG
Messenger RNA from Tyto alba (common barn owl), 6302 nucleotides. It is a transcript of the gene PARVA, whose product is annotated as parvin alpha. The transcript is spliced from 14 exons. Gene Ontology annotation, biological process: cilium assembly; establishment or maintenance of cell polarity; substrate adhesion-dependent cell spreading. Gene Ontology annotation, molecular function: actin binding. Gene Ontology annotation, cellular component: focal adhesion; cytoplasm; actin cytoskeleton. The coding region runs from base 274 to 1392 and encodes 372 amino acids. NCBI's taxonomy places the organism in Eukaryota, Metazoa, Chordata, Aves, Strigiformes, Tytonidae. The record is from RefSeq and is a predicted model, not a curated record.